Pistacia vera is the source of this 447-nucleotide messenger RNA. RefSeq lists its product as uncharacterized. The coding region runs from base 1 to 447 and encodes 148 amino acids. Gene Ontology annotation, molecular function: RNA-DNA hybrid ribonuclease activity; nucleic acid binding. Lineage: Eukaryota; Viridiplantae; Streptophyta; Magnoliopsida; Sapindales; Anacardiaceae. The record is from RefSeq and is a predicted model, not a curated record. The transcript has a single exon.
AUGAAAAACGGAUCACCUUCGAAGUGGACUCUUUCAGUAGAUGGCUCAAGCAAUGUGAAUGGAAGUGGGCUCGGCGUUGUACUUAUUACACCAGAAGGGGAUAUCAUCCAACGGGUCAUACGAUGUGGGUUCAAGUGCACAAACAACAAAGCCAAAUAUGAAGCUCUUAUUGCUGGACUCUCUCUGGCCAAAGAGAUCGGAGUAAGGAAGCUAGAGGUAAAAUUCGACUCUCAACUCAUAGUCAACCAGCUACAAGGCACUUACCAAGCCCGAGACUCGAAGAUGACAACCUAUUUGAACUUGGUCAAAGAAAUGCAAACCGCCUUCGAAGAAUUCUCUAUCACCCAAGUCCCAAGAGCGGAGAAUACCCAUGCUGAUGCCCUUGCCAACCUCGGCUCAACCCUUCAAGGCUCCUCCCAAUCGUCCAUUCCACUACUAUUCCUCUAA